UAAAGAUGGCCGCCGCAACAAUGGCGGGGCUCGACGCUCACAGGAUGGAGGAGAAGAAAUUUGAAUACUUCUCCUCCAUCAACUCCAUGGCUAAAAAGAUCAUGCAGGAGCGGGAGAAAAUCAAGACCAAGCACGGCUCGACCUGGGAGAAAAUGAGCCCGCAGGAGCAAGAUAACGCCAUCGACAACUGGAUGAUGGACCCGCAUAUCCGAGCCCGAUACGCCAUGCACAGAGUGGAGCGGGAGGAGCUGAUCUGUUACCCCAAAAUGCUGCUCCACACGGGCCAGAAGGUCGUUCACUUCGGCGACGAGGACAUUACCUGGCAAGAUGAGCAUUCGGGCCCUUUCUCAUGGGAAACUAAGAGUCAGAUGGAGUUCAGCUUGACCCCAGGCUCAGCAGACCAGGGAAUCCCUGUCUCACAGGCCGACUCAAAGACUCCAAAGGCUCCUCAGCUUGGCAAGAGUACACCAGGAACCAAGGUGUCUGUCAGCGAGGGACGAAGGCCCGAGGAGGAGUCUUCCUUUUGGAAGAUCAGCGCUGAGAGGUCGAGGCUGGAAGGCGAGAAAGCUGACUUCCAGUCCCUGACCCCGAGUCAGAUCAAAUCACUGGAAAAAGGAGAAAAAUCCCUCCCUUCCUACCUGAGACAGGAGACAUCUGUCAACUCCAUGCACAAGGAACAAGAACCAGCAGAGUCUCACCCUCCACCUCCUGCCAGGUCCAUCAAGCAGAGAGCCCCCAAGCCUCCUGCCCCGCAGCCCCCCAUCCCUGCCACUGUCAGCGCUCCACCAGCAUCCAUCUCCAUCGCUCAGAACCCAGCCCCGCCCGUCAGCAUCAGCGCCUCAGUCGGAGGUUGGGAGAGGUCUCAAAGCACUCUGCCAUCGGUCAGCAACACCAUGGAUGAAAUGUUCUCGUCCAGUAUGAUGUCCAAACCACCCAGCCUUCCCGCUAGUGUGGAGAAGAAGGAGAAGGUGAAGGAGAAAGUGAAGGAGAAGGUGAAGGAGAAGGAGAAGGAGAGGAAGGAAGGGAGUCCCCCCAACCUUAACCCCAGCCCCACCUUUUCCCAGUUUAACACAAGCAAUAACAUCCUGAAGACUGGAUUUGACUUCUUAGACAACUGGUAAACCACAGCUGACAGCAGUCACCGCUCUGAAUGAGUCACUCUCAUCCUCACUUUAAAGAAGGAAGACACUGCCAUGACUACAGACAUCCACAUUUAGAUUUAAGAGACACCAAGCUUUAAAAUGACCACAUCAUGUUUUACUCAUCCUCAGUGGCUUGUUAAACAUUAUCUCACUACCGUUCAUGCUGGUCUUUGUUUUUUUUUUCCCUUUUAUAGCCAGACUAGAAGACUACUCCUCUGUAAUCUUUUGAAGUUGUUGCCAAAUAACUCCUGUUUUAACGCCUGCUAAGGUACAAACAAAGUCAUUCUAACUAGCAGAGAUUAAAGUAGAUUGAAUGCCCGGUGGGUUUUCUGGUCUUGCUCAGGCAGAAAACGUUCUGUUUUUUGGACUGAUUUGUAAUCCUCAACCACACUGGCCUCAAAUCCCACACUUCUAAUUGUGUUACCCUCAUCAUUUUUAUUGCUUAAAGUUAGUAUGCAUGCUGACUUGGCUGCACAAGGCUUGUAGAAGCUACUUCAGCAAACAGUGCUGUACUACAACAACGUAAUCUGUGCAAACACUAAAGCCUGUCUUUUUUUUUUUUAAGUUCUAUUGUUGUCCUGUGUUUUGAGUCAGAUUUUUUUUUUUUAAAUAUGCUUAUAUCUUAAUAUAAACCUUCAUGUUUUAGAGUUAAAGUAGGUCAGACUGCUUCAUUCCUCCUCCACACUGUGUGGCUAGUGUGCACUAUUCCUGCUGGUUAUGUAAUUCCUGUUGAUCAUGGAGUUUUGAGAGUUACUGGGACACUGUUUCAUGGGAUUUUGCUGUUAUCAGGUCUCAGAUUUGGUUCAGAUGGUAUUUUUGACUGCCGUGUUUUCUUUGGGAGCAGAUACGAGUUUGUUGUUCUUGUUGGAACUUGAAAAGAAGGAAAAAGUACCCCGAAACCAGGACAUUUUACCAUGAGCUAAAUGUCUGGGCUGCCCUGGGAAUCUGUUACAAGUGUGCUCCAUGACGGCACUUCCUCACCACAACUCCUACUCCACCUUAUUCACCUUUUAACCUCAACCUUGGCUGAGUAGAUCUCGUGUGUUCUGACCAUGAAAAUGAUAGAAACGCUCAGUGUUGUGGGUAGAAAGGCAAGCAUGUAGUGAGUGGUAGUUUGUAUCUCAGAUCUAAAUGCAGCACAUGAUUAGAGUGCUAUUUUACUGAAUUUUAUAUUUUAUCUGCUCAUUAUACCUUCUGCUAUUUGUGUAUAUUGCACUAAUGCAUUUUCGAGGCAUCUGAUUGGAACCAAGUAAAUAAAUAUAAAGCUGUU
This is a messenger RNA of Cololabis saira (Pacific saury), 2412 nucleotides long. RefSeq names its product chromosome 18 C1orf198 homolog (gene c18h1orf198). The transcript has 6 exons. NCBI's taxonomy places the organism in Eukaryota, Metazoa, Chordata, Actinopteri, Beloniformes, Belonidae. The coding region runs from base 6 to 1121 and encodes 371 amino acids. The record is from RefSeq and is a predicted model, not a curated record.